Messenger RNA from Rodentolepis nana, 444 nucleotides. NCBI's taxonomy places the organism in Eukaryota, Metazoa, Platyhelminthes, Cestoda, Cyclophyllidea, Hymenolepididae. The record is from the annotation of a GenBank genome assembly.
AUGGAGGCUACAGUUGAGUAUAGCAUUACUUUAGCCUCUCUUUUUACUGGUUCCCGUGCUGGGGGCCUUGCUGACGACGAGUACUUCCUGCUCUGCACUAGUGGCGCACCUGGAUCUUUACAAAAGGCGUCUCCAAAAAUGUCAGUGAAACCGAUCGCUUUUAUCCUUUAUCCCUUUGUGCACCGAUCGCAAGUUAGUACACAAACAGGACCAAUGAUUGUGACUGAGCAGCAGCCAAUCAGCGGAACGCCAACAUGCAACUGCCAUUUCUUUAAUAAAUUAUUCUCUUCCAUUGUUGAAUGCUAUGUAUCCGAUCUCCUAUUUGGAAAACUUGUUGAUGUGCCUGUUUCCGGGAAGGAGACGACUGCUGAACUUGCUGGACGUGGUUCAAACGUAAUCAUAGUUUGUGCAAAUAUGGGCUGUGCUAUGUCCUUGGAGCUCUGA